Messenger RNA from Paramormyrops kingsleyae, 2330 nucleotides. NCBI's taxonomy places the organism in Eukaryota, Metazoa, Chordata, Actinopteri, Osteoglossiformes, Mormyridae. The record is from RefSeq and is a predicted model, not a curated record.
AUGCCUGGGACUGAAAGCAAUUGCUGUUUAGUCUCUGNAGGCUGUAAAAAUGACAGACAGACUCACACAGGGGAGAAGCCCUACCAGUGCUCCCAGUGUGGGAAAAGCUUCAAUCAAUUAGGAAACCUAAAGGCACACCAGCGGACUCACACAGGGGAGAGGCCUUACCAGUGUUCCCAGUGUGGGAAAAGCUUCAAUCAAUUAGGAAACCUAAAGGGACACCUGCGGACUCACACAGGGGAGAGACCUUACCAGUGUUCCCAGUGUGGGAAGAGCUUCAAUCUUUUAGCAAUCCUAAAGGGGCACCAGCGGAUUCACACAGGGGAGAGGCCCUACCAGUGCACCCAGUGUGACAAGAGCUUCAUCCGGUCAGCAACCCUAAUGGAGCACCAUCAGACUCACAAAGGGGAAAGGCCUUACCAGUGCUCCCAAUGUGGAAAGAGCUUCACUCGAUUCGGAAACCUAAAGAGACACCAGCAGAUUCACCCAGAGGAACGGCACUACCAGUUCUCCCAGUAUGGGAAGAACUUUGGUCGAUUAAGAACCAUAAAGAAACACCAGUGGUUCCACAGAGGGAAAAGACCGUACCAAUGCUCCCAGUCUAUGUACAGCUUCAGUCAAUUAAUAAGCCUCAAGAGGCACCAGCGGCUUCACACAGAGGAAAGGCCCUACCAGUGCUCCCAGUGUGGGAAGAGAUUUAGUCGGUUAGGAAACCUAAAGGUACACCAGCAGAUUCACACAGGGGAGAGGCCUUACCAGUGCUCCCAGUGUAGGGAGAGCUUCAGUCGAUUAGGAAAUCUAAAGACACAUUGGCGGACUCACACUGGGGAAAGGCCCUACCAGUGCUCCCAGUGUGGGAAGAGCUUUAGUCUAUUAGGAACCCUAAAGAAGCACCAGCGGACUCACACAGGGGAGAGGCCCUACCAGUGCUCCCAGUGUGAGAAGAGCUUUAGUCAGUUAGGAACCUUAAAGACACAUCAGCGGAUUCACACAGGACAGAGGCCCUACCAGUGCUCGCAGUGUGGGAAGAGCUUCAGUCGAUUAGCACACCUAAAGACACAUCAGCGGAUUCACACAGGAGACAGGCCCUACCAGUGCUCCCAGUGCGGGAAGAGCUUCAGUCAGUCAGGAAAUCUGAAGAUACACCAGCGGAGUCACACAGGGGAAAGACCCUACCAGUGUUCCCAGUGUGGGACGAGCUUUAUUCGGUUAGGAACCCUAAUGAAGCACCAGCAGAUUCAUACUGGGGAGAAGCCCUUCCAGUGCUCCCAGUGUGGGAAGAACUUCAGUCGAUUAGGAACCCUAAAGAGACAUCAGUGGAUUCACACAGGGGAGAGGCCCUACCAGUGCUCCCAGUGUGGGAAGAGCUUCAUUCGGUCAGGAAGCCUAAAAGAGCACCAGCAGAUUCACACAGGGGAAAAGCCCUACCAAUGCUCCCAGUGUGAGAAGAACUUCAGUCUAUUAGGAACCCUAAAGAUGCACCAGCGGACACACACUGGAGAAAGACCGUACCAUUGCUCCCAGUGUGGGAGGAGUUUUAGUCAGUUAGGAAACCUAAAGAGACAUCAGCAGAUUCACACAGUGGAGAGGCCCUACCAUUGUUCCCAGUGUGGGAAGACUUUCAGUCAGUUAGGAAACCUAAAGAGACACCAGCACAUUCACACAGUGGAGAGGCCCUACCAUUGCUCCCAGUGUGGAAAGACUUUUAGUCAGUUAGGAAACCUAAAGAGACACCAGCAGAUUCACACAGGGGAGAGGCCUUAACACUGCACCCAGUGUGGGAAGAGCUUCAAUCGAUUAGGACAUAUAGAUCGACACCAGCAGACUCGCAUUAUUGACAUUUCGUUAUCACAGUCAGUCCAAUAAAUGUAUAUGUGUAUUUGUUAGACUUUAUGUGAAAUACCUGUAUGUUGACUUCCCCUCAUGAGUCCUGUUGAUGUGUAGUAUUUGUUUUACAAAGAUUCAGAGGCAUUGUUUAAUGGCUACAAUAUAUUUUGAAGGUAGUCUUCAACUAUAAAACAGCUAGAAUUAGAAACUGUUCAAAAAUUACACCAGCUGACUUGACAUUUGAAUACAUCUGAUUUAAAUUGAGUCAUUUAAUAGUUAAUGCUUUUUGAUUGGGAGGUGAAAUAGAUUAGUAUGUUCUAUGGUCAAAGGACUAAGUUUGGGAAUUGAAAGCUGCAGUUGGCAUAUUUAGUGAUAUCUCAUCAUUUGGACAUCAAGCUUUCUCAGAUGUUUUGGUUUCUGGCUACUAUUGUGUCUUUUGAGAUGCCAUUGUGCACCAUGAGCUGGAAUGAUAGGAAUGUAACUAAAUGCUACCUUACAGCUAA